AUGAGCGCCUUCCAGCAGGGUAUGGCCCCUAUCCGGGCCAUGGAGGACGAUAGUGAUGUUGAGGAGGAGGCCCUCGUCGCCGACUACCAGGAGCAGGUCCAAUACGGACAGGACGACGAUUUGGACGGCCUCGACCAGGCUGCCCUUGCCCAGGCUGCCGACGAUCUCCAGGCCCGGUUACUCCAGGCCGCUCAGCCCUUGGAUUAUCAGGCGACGCUCGAGGCCAAGUUCUCAAGCUACGACAACUACUGCAGCUUGUUCCACUACAUCCUUAAUUCGGAAGGCCCCGUCGAUCUCGAGCCUCCAUCGUACUACUGGGCCUGGGAUGUGAUUGAUGAAUUCAUUUACCAGUUCAACACAUUCUCCACAUACCGGGCGAGGAUCGCGCGGCAGGGAAACAACGAGGAGGAGGCUCAGCUUCUCAAGGAGAACCCAAACACCUGGGGUUGCUACAGCGUGCUCAACGUUCUCUACUCCUUGAUCCAGAAGUCUCAGAUCCAGGAACAGCUCCAGGCUACCAAGCGCGGUGAGGAUGCCGCCCUUGUCGCCGGUCCCUACGGAUCCAAGGCCCUUUACAAGAUGUUGGGCUACUUCUCGAUCAUUGGCCUCCUCCGGGUCCACUGCCUUCUCGGUGACUUCAGCCUCGCGCUUAAGACUCUCGACGACAUUGAGCUCAACAAGAAGGCCAUGUUCGCCCGUGUCAUGGCUGCCCACUUCACCACAUACUACUAUGUGGGUUUCUCUUACAUGAUGAUGCGCCGCUACGCCGACGCUCUCCGCAUGUUCAGCCACAUCUUGAUCUACGUCUCCAGGACCAAGAACUUCCAGAAGAACGCGCAGUACGAUAACAUCAACAAGAAGAGCGACCAGAUGCUCGCUCUCAUCGCCAUCUGCGUUGCCUUCCAGCCCACUCGUCUGGAUGACACCAUCCACACAGCCCUCCGUGAGAAGUAUGGCGAGCAGCUCCUGAAGCUCCAGCGUGGCGGCCCCGAGUCCCUCCCCGUCUUCGAGGAGCUCUUCCGCACUGCGUGCCCCAAGUUCAUCUCUCCCGUACCUCCCAACUUUGAUGCCCCCGAGAGCAACAUCGACCCCAUUGAGCAUCACCUUUCCAUCUUCAUGGAGGAGGUUAAGACCAACAUGUUCAACCCCACCAUCAAGUCUUACCUCCGUCUUUACACCACCAUGGACCUCAAGAAGCUGGCUGGUUUUCUCGACGUCAAGCCCGAGGAGCUCCGUUCCAUCCUGUUUGUUAACAAGCAGCGCAACAAGCAGAUCCGGUGGAACGAGGGUGCUCUUUUGGAGGGCGAGUGGGUUAACACCAGCGACCUCGACUAUGCUCUCCAAGGGACCUUAUCCAUAUCUCGGAGGCCAAGAUGGGCCGCAAGCUCGUUGAUUGGUAUCUCCGCAACCUCUCGCGCACUUAUGCAUGAAGGAGCAAUAUCACACCGCAGGGACCAGGGGUUUCGGCUGAGAUGGGAAUGA
Podospora anserina S mat+ is the source of this 1482-nucleotide messenger RNA. RefSeq lists its product as uncharacterized. Lineage: Eukaryota; Fungi; Ascomycota; Sordariomycetes; Sordariales; Podosporaceae. Gene Ontology annotation, biological process: translational initiation. The transcript has 3 exons. The coding region runs from base 1 to 1482 and encodes 493 amino acids. The record is from RefSeq and is a predicted model, not a curated record. Gene Ontology annotation, cellular component: eukaryotic translation initiation factor 3 complex; cytoplasm. Gene Ontology annotation, molecular function: translation initiation factor activity.